Molecule: messenger RNA, 2622 nt
Organism: Orbilia oligospora ATCC 24927
Lineage: Eukaryota; Fungi; Ascomycota; Orbiliomycetes; Orbiliales; Orbiliaceae
Exons: 5
Coding region: 1-2622 (873 amino acids)
Molecular function (GO): protein binding
Source: RefSeq, a predicted model, not a curated record
AUGAAUGACGGCUACCAUGGCUAUCCUCCUCAUGCCCGGCCUCAUGACCCAUAUGUCGACGACCUAAAUGCUAACUUUGACAACCUCUCUCUUCCUGCUUCAGCACCCCUGAGGAACACAAGCCCAAAUACGUAUCCGCGACCCGGUCCGCCCGGCCAGUAUGCGAAUCAAGGUCCCCAACCAGGUCCCCCGCUGAGGAACUAUGGUGAUGCGCCAAGACGACCCCCGCCAGGUGCGGGCGCUGAUGGCUGGAACGGGCGCCAACCCCCACAAUCUAUGCAACGACGUCCAGGUCCGCCGGCAGGACCACCUCCAAACAAUUACGGGCGGGCACCCCAUAAUACCCCCUACAGGAACCCGGCGGGUCGUGGGCAAUACCCAGCUCCGCCUCCCGCCCAGUUUCAACACCAAAGCCAUGGCCAGGGCCCGGGUCCCGUGCCCACCCAAUUCCAUCGACCUCGUCCACCUCCGCCGGGGAUGAGUGAAUAUAGUAACCAAGGAGGGGGUGGUGGUAUCAGUGGCGGCAUGUGGGCUGGUCAGCAAGCCGGUCGCCAGCCCGCAUCAGGAUACGAUAGACAAGCUGAUGCUCCUCUUAAUAGUUUUAGCAGAAGUAAGACAAUGCCCUUCCGUGGUCAUCCACAACGUGAAAACCAAGAAUUUUCACAGGGACCUGGAGACUCGGGAUAUUAUGGAGGAACCAACUAUGAAGGAUCGUACGAUAUAGCUACCAAUCCGCCAUAUAAUAAUUUUCACGGCUAUACUCAAUCCGAAGACCCCAAUAGUCGAGGAUUGGAUCCAACAAGGGGCAGCGUCGGUGAUGUCCUCGAUUUGUACACAUACGAUGACUCCUACGGCACAAAUGGCUACCACGAUGCGCGGUCUAACAGCCUUCAACAGGGAAUGCAUCGUAAUGAGAAUGGCCAUGAUGUAGACCCGCGGUACAUUUACGACCCACACCAGCUACCAGUGCCCGAAAAUUCGCAAGCCUACCGCUCAAAAUCACAACCAAACCUUCGUGGUGACGGACUUCUUGCCAGAUCCUAUACUGCACCCUUCCCACCGCCACUUCCACCCCAGCAGCAUCAUUGGAACGAGCAAGGCAAUAGCAAUCCCGGGGCCCAUAAUAACUCUGCCAACUAUGGUAACCGCCCUCCGUUUAGAAUUAAUGAAGCUAGUAACCAGCCAACUCCCAAUUUUGAAAAUGGCAAUGUAUCGUCGUCGCGCCCGCCCCCCCAGCGGGUUUAUCCAAACCAAACCAUCAUAGGUAACACAGGUCCAACUCGAACGCCAGUAGGAACACUCGAACCUUCGAGGAUGGUACCUUCGGAUGACCCCGAUGCCUUGCCCGAGCACCCAGCACCGAUUCGCCCAGGUCUUUCAGGUGAUAACGCUUCAAUAAGAUCUGGGAUCAGCCAGAAUGGUUCCACAAUUACUCAGAAUAAUCCCUCCGCCAUGGACGGCAAGAUGAGUAUCCACGACCUCGGCCCUGUAACUUUUGAUAUGCUCAACUUGAUGAGAAACGAGAUUGCUAGUAGGCCAGUAAAUCAACCUGUUAAUGCCAGCCUGCAGUUCCGAUUUGCGCGAAGGCUCGUUGAGGCGUCCUUCUCACUGGUAAAUGAUACAGAUCCUAAGGCCGCUCGGCGGAGCCGGGAAAACUUUACACUUGAAGCACAUAAAAUAAUUAAGAAACUUUCAUCUGGGACGCACCCUUACCCAGAAGCAAUGUUUUACUUGGCCAACUGUUACGGCGAUGGAACACUUGGAUUAGAAGUGGACCAUGACCGAGCCUUUUCUUUAUACCAAUCAGCGGCUAAACUCAACCAUCCACCAUCGGCAUAUCGAACUGCGGUCUGUUGCGAAAUUGGCGCAGGAACGAAGAAGGAACCCCAGAAGGCAUUCCAAUGGUAUCGCAAAGCUGCCACAUUUGGCGACACAGCUGCUAUGUACAAAGUGGGCAUGAUUCAGCAUAAGGGCCUGCUCGGCCAGCCACGGAAUGACCGUGAGGCUAUAGUUUGGCUUAAACGGGCAGCGGAGCAAGCCGACGAGGGCAAUCCUCAUGCCUUGCAUCAACUCGGUAUUUUGUAUGAGUCGGCGGAUGGAAAUGGAAGUAUCGUAAGAGAUGCAGCAUAUGCGAAGGAACUUUUUACAAAAGCAGCAGAACUUGGAUACCCACCAUCGCAAUAUUUAUUAGGCACUGCAUACGCAUACGGGACUCUAGGCUGCCCAAUCGACGCCAAACUGUCAAUUACGUGGUACAGCCGGGCUGCAUCCAAUGGCGAUGCGGAAUCGGAGCUAGCUCUGGCUGGCUGGUACCUCACUGGUGCCGCGGGGAUUCUAGAACAAAACGAUACAGAAGCAUACCUUUGGUCACGUAAAGCGGCGGAGCAGGGGUUAGCCAAGGCGGAAUAUGCAGUCGGGCAUUUGACCGAACUAGGGAUUGGACUAGACGGGAAAGGGAGCGAUGAAGAAGCUAGGAACUGGUACUUUAGGGCCGCAGGUCAGGGCCAUACCAAAGCGAAGGAAAGAUUGGAGGAAAUGCGGAGAGGGGCCCCUAAGAAGACCCGCGAAAGGCUUUCCCGGAAUAAUAAAGCGAAGGACGACGCGGAUUGUGUGGUAAUGUAG